CCAAGCGUACAAUUGAAAAUGGAUUGCAGCAGUUGUCGUUCAUUAUACGAGUUAGAGAUGGUGAAACGUAAAAACCUUCAGUGUAGUUUGUCAGAGGAGCAGCAACGAAGACGCAGAUUUCAAAGAAUUUGCUAUCGGCAAAAACAAGCUCUGGUAAACAACAAUGCAAAAAUCCAGCAAUUGAAAAAGCAAUUAAAAGCAAGCCAAGCCAAAGAGAAAAAGGGGAACAAACUACUCAAGACCCUAAAAUGCAAUCCGAUAUUGCUCGAGUCCAUGAAAAAUUUUCGUAUCAAUAAAAAUGCACGAAGAUAUCCGAGCAUGAAAUACACUGCAACUUGUCAGCGUAUAAAUUCGGGAUCAGCAUACAAAAAUUUGAGAGCAGCAGGUGUUUUAUGCAUGCCGCAUCCUAAAUCUAUCACCAGAUGGCAGCAAUCCGUUACACUUGAACCGGGAUGCAAUCUUGAAAUCAUACGACGUAUGUCUAUCAUUGCGUCUGGACUCCAAGAACGGGACAAGUUGAUUGUAUUACUCAUUGAUGGAAUGGCUUUGAAACCGACAAUAGGUUUUCAUGCGAAAAGCGACUUCUUCUAUGGUCUCCCGAACGACGGUGUAUUCAAAGUUAAUGAAGAAAAUGAUACUGCUAAUUUAGCUAAUGAGGCUAUUACAAUCAUGGCUAGAGGAGUAGGCACUAAGUAUAAACAAACCUUCGGAUACUUUCUCGCAAAUACAACCCUUAGCUGUACACGACAACAAGAAAUAAUUGAAGAAUCUGUGAGAACUAUGUUUAAAAUAGGAUUUAUACCGGUUGGCAUAGUGAUGGAUCAACAUCCGACCAAUGUAAUGACUGCUAGGGCAAUAGGCGUUACAGUUGAUAAACCAAUGUUCGAUAUAGAUGGCCAUCCCGUAUUGUUUUUUUUCGACGCUCCGCACUUGUUCAAGUCGCUACGAAACAAUUUAUUCAACAAGAAUGUACUUUUCCAGGACGAAAUAGUUUCUUUUCAACACAUACGUGAACUGUACAAAAUGGAUAUUUCAAAAAUGCCUCGAUUAGUUCCGAAGCUUACUCAAAAAGCGGUCGAGCUUCCUGCGUUUUCAAAGAUGAAUGUCAAGCUAGCAACGCAAACCCUUAGUGGAACCACUGCUAAAGCUAUCAACACAUACGUUGAAUUGCAAUGUUUGGAGAAAGAGGUGUUACCAACUGCUUUAUUUAUAGAGCUUUUCGACCAACUCUUUGAUGUUUUCAACUCUCGGUUCAAGUUUAACUCGGCCAAGCUAUUAUUUAUUUUAUUUAAUUGUCAAUUCAUGAUAUCCUUUUCAUUCAUGAAUAUUCUUUAUAUAGUAUACAGUUGACUUUCUUUGUCUGGUUUUAGUGUUCAUUCUUCUGUUUUUAUGUUUGAAAUGGAAAAUACUCUUGAAUUAGAUGGAAAAUUUAAACAGUUUUUCUUACAGCCGUUGCGUGCUGCAAUAGCUGAAAAUAGUGAUCAUUGGGAUUUUCUGAACAAAAUGGAAAAACUAAUCAAAAAUCUCCAAUUUGUACCUAACUACUGUUUCGAUGCAGCACAAGCAGCCGAAUGUGCUAACACAUUGACAAAAGCACAACGAUUCCCACCAUGCCUAAAUGGAUAUCUGCAAAAUAUAAAAGCGCUUUCUAUGCUUUGGAAAAAUUUAAGCAAAGAAUAUGGAGUUUCCUACAUAUGCACAAUAAAUCUUUGCCAGGAUCCGCUCGAGAACCAAUUUUCCAAUAUAAGACGGGCUUGUGGAUCUAAUGAUUCUCCCAACGCUUUGCAUUUCGCAGCAGCACUAAAGUAUUGUAGUAUUUUUAAUGGCCUACGAGCUGUUGAAAACGCUAACUAUGAAGGCGACAAUUCGAAGAAUAUGAUAGAAAGUCAAAGUACCGUGGACUCUGAAAAAGAUCCUCUGGAAUGCCCAGGAAGUGAGAAUUGUUCCAUGCGUUUAUUCGUGCCGAUUGAUUUUGGAAAAAAAGAACCUCUAGAUGCAGCUGAAGUAAAUGCCGUCGUGUACAUCGUUGGUCAUGCGGUUUAUAAGCUCGUGCAUACUCGAUGCCGUCAAAAUAUGAUAAUGCUGGAUAAAAACGAGCUAGACGAAAGCUAUAUAUUUUGCCGAAUGAAACGUUAUUCGAAACUAUUUCAAUUCCCUAAUAAAGUUGCCCGUGAUAUUGGACUACAAUUGUUCCUCAUUUUUAAAGAAAAGUUUUACGACCUAUUUCGUGAAAGCCGAUUCUCUGUUAAGGCACGGCUCAGAGAAUAUAUACAACAGGACAGUGAGAUUGUUUGUUCGAAAUGUUAUGAAAAAUUAAUAAACUGCAUUCUCAAUACUCUCAUCAAUGGGCAAGUUCGCAAAAUGCAAUGCUCAAUAAAUAACAGAAGAGCGAGACGGUUUCGACAACUUGGUAAAGCAAGACGAAUGCAAUUACCUCCGAACAAUAGAAAACGCAGCUCUAAAACACGAACUCCCAAAGUACGAAUUCGACAAAAGGUUUUAACCCGGAUAACAAAGCGAAAAUCACCUUCAAAAAAUCGAAGAAUGUAACAAGAAAGGAAACUCGUCUGCAAAAAGGCAUAUUUGCACGUGCUGGGUUGUCAAAUGUUGGUAAUGACGAUGCAAAUAUGGAGCAAACAAGAAAGAGCAUCCAGUUACUCGAAGAGCUUGUGGCCACAUUUCCUGAUCGUUACUCGUCGAGAUUGUCAUGAUCUUUCAAUAGAUUUUAUUGCAAGUACGUACGAAAAGUACAAGUUCGAAGCUCAGAACGUUGUUUGAUAAAUAUAUCAAGUAUGGGCGACAUUUAUCAAAAAUUGAAAAUAUAUUGAAAUGGUACCAAAUAUCGAACAUAUUCACUGAUGAGCAGCAAUAUCGCAUGAGUCUUUAUUUAGAAAAUGAAUUACUAACGGAACAAGAAAAAGGAAUGCAUACAGAAUUUUUGGACUCUGUGCUAAUACAUGAAUGGGGCUUAAAGAUUUUCAUUAGCGUAUAAAAAUUCGAUAGCCGCGAAGAGGCUCUCGAGCAUGUGAAGCUUCAGGAAGAAAUGAUAAUAUAUAAAAAUGAUUGAUCCACGAACUCGAACGAUCCACGAAGUUCAUCGUAUUCUCAACAGAAAAACGCACAUCCGAAUUCUGCAGGAUUUUCAACACUAUCGACAACUCAGAUGGGAAGACGAUUUGGCAAUGGCAGUUAACGAUGAGUAAUUUCAAAUGCAUUCAGAUUGUUAUACCCACCAUGAUCUUGCAGGGAGAGUGAUUACGUGUGCCAAUCAGCUGGUUCUCUGAUGGCUGUUACAAAAGCGAGUUUAUAUUCGUGAAA
Molecule: messenger RNA, 3318 nt
Organism: Wyeomyia smithii (pitcher-plant mosquito)
Lineage: Eukaryota; Metazoa; Arthropoda; Insecta; Diptera; Culicidae
Exons: 6
Coding region: 19-1350 (443 amino acids)
Source: RefSeq, a predicted model, not a curated record